This is a messenger RNA of Ceratina calcarata, 417 nucleotides long. Its product is annotated as unconventional myosin-XVIIIa-like. Lineage: Eukaryota; Metazoa; Arthropoda; Insecta; Hymenoptera; Apidae. The record is from RefSeq and is a predicted model, not a curated record. Gene Ontology annotation, molecular function: ATP binding; cytoskeletal motor activity. The annotation marks the transcript as partial. Gene Ontology annotation, cellular component: myosin complex. The transcript is spliced from 2 exons.
AUGUUAGAACGAGAUGUUGGAUGGUUGUUAAAGGCACGAUCGGAGGAGCACUUGGCGCAGGAACAGGAAUGGCUGAGCUCGGAGAGGGUUUGGUUGUUGCACCGGGGUGGUUUUACCCCUGCGGUGAAGUGCGGUCCGGCGGAUCCAGACACCGGCAAACUGAGGAUCCGCUUGACUACUUCCGGCGAGGAGCUACUCGUCGACGAGGAGGACGUCGAGAAGGCGAAUCCCCCGCAGUUCGACAAGGCCGAGGAGCUCUCGCAAUUACGUUUCCUCAACGAGUCCUCUGUUCUCCACACGCUCAGGCAACGGUACGCGAAUAAUCUGAUACACACAUACGCCGGCGAUAGCAUGAUCAUUAUCAAUCCCGUGGCGCCGUUACGAUUCACCCGGCAUAUGGCUAUUUACUCGGAAAAG